CGUUAUCUAUCUUUGCGCAUCCUGAGGUCUAUUUAUACCCUCAAACCAAGAUGGUAAUUGCAGUCAUGGUGUAACCUAGAAUAGAGAAAAUGUCUCCACUGGCUUAUCCUGUCGUUCUCUCCAUUGUUGUCACCACGUUCUUGACGUGCGCAUGGCAGAUACUGUGGUUUCUGUGGCUGAAGCCGAGGAAGGUCGAGAGAUUUCUGAGACAGCAAGGUCUGAACGGAACUCCUUACAGCCUUUUGUUUCGAGACUUGAGGGAGAUGGUGAGGAUGAUCAAACAGGCUCGGCCCAUCACUCCUUUUUCCAAUGACAUCGCGCCCUUUGCCUACCCUUUCGUUCAUCACAACAUGGAAAAAUACGGGAAGCUUUUCUUCACAUGGAUAGGGCCAAGGCCUGUGUUGAACAUCAUGGACUCGGACAUGCUCAAGGAAAUAUUUUCAAGGAUCUAUGAGUUUGAAAAGCCCCGUCUCAAGGCCUUCGGAGAUGUCUUUCUAUAUGGGCUACUGAAUAUUGAGGGUGAGAAAUGGGCCAAGCAUAGAAAGAUCAUGGACCCUGCUUUUCAUCUUGAAAAGCUGAAGCUUGUAGUGACAACAACAUGUUCAAGCUGUGAGGAGAUGAUGAGGACAUGGGAAGAGCAAAGUGUAGGUGGCGAAGUGGAUGUGUGGCCUCACCUGGAGCGUUUGAGCAGCGAUGUGAUCUCUAGAGCUGUUCUUGGAAGUAGCUAUGAGCAAGCCAAGCACAUUUUCGUGCUUCAGAAAGAACUGAUGCGCCUCGUUAUUAAGGCUCGUCAGUUCGCAUGGAUCCCCGGAUCGAGCUUCCUGCCAACCACAAUGCGGAAGAGGAUGAGUAAAAUUGAUCGCGAACUAAAAAGUUUCUUGAAAGACAUGGUGAUCGCAAGAGAGAAGGCACUGAAGGAAGGAGGAGCAGAGGAGGAGGAUAUCUUGGGUUCUAUACUAAAAUCAAAUAGGAAAGAAAUUGAAAAAUCUGGGCAUCAAAAUGGCAUGAGUGUAGAAGAUGUGGUUGAAGAGUGCAAAAUUUUCUACCUAUCUGGUCAGGAUACCACUACUCUUUUCCUGACUUGGACUAUGAUUCUGUUGAGCAAGUAUAAAAACUGGCAAGAAAGAGCAAGAGAGGAAGUUUUACAGGUUUUUGGCGACAAGAAACCUGAUUUUGAGGGGUUGAGCCGGCUGAAAAUGGUCAGCAUGAUACUAAACGAGGUGAUCAGGUUAUAUGCACCUGUACCUAUGACCCUCAGAACAUUUUACAAGACAACCAAGUUGGGACAUAUACAAAUACCUGCCGGAGUUCAGCUUUUCCUGCCGCUGCUUCUGAUCCACCGUGAUCAAGACAGAUGGGGCGAUGAUGCCAAUGAGUUCAAUCCUGAGAGAUUCUCUGCAGGGGCAUCAACCGCAACCAAGAACGAGUUAGCAUUUUUACCUUUCGGUUAUGGUCCUAGAACUUGCAUUGCAAGAAACUAUGUACUCCUGGAAGCCAAAGCUGUCCUGGCCAUGGUUCUGCAAAACUUCUCAAUGGAGCUAUCUCCAUCUUACAAACAUGCCCCGACUCCUGUGAUCUCUCUUAAACCUCAAUAUGGAGCCCCCUUGGUCUUGACUCGAAUCAAACCGAAUUUGCCAUUCCGUACUUGAUCUGAUCCUAUGCUCAUGUUCGCCUCCUUGUAUCCAUAAGAUUUAUGGCUGGCAAUUUGUAUUCACAAGUUAAAUUAAGUAGUAUGUAUUUAUGUCAAGUUAUGCUAUUGUGAAGUAUUAUAUUGUUACUAAGCAUGUUGAAAAGCUUUUGUCU
Molecule: messenger RNA, 1803 nt
Organism: Eucalyptus grandis
Lineage: Eukaryota; Viridiplantae; Streptophyta; Magnoliopsida; Myrtales; Myrtaceae
Product: cytochrome P450 CYP72A219
Exons: 5
Coding region: 90-1649 (519 amino acids)
Molecular function (GO): monooxygenase activity; oxidoreductase activity, acting on paired donors, with incorporation or reduction of molecular oxygen; iron ion binding
Source: RefSeq, a predicted model, not a curated record